GACACUCCAGGGAGGCCGGGGGGGCGGGCGGCGGGCGGCGGGCGGGCAGCGCUCACCGCCUCUGGCGCACCAGCCCGGAGGGAGGGGGCUGCCUCUCGAGCCAGAACUGCAACGUCAAACAUCCCGGGAACCACCUCAGCCGCCCCCCGCCCCGGGCCCGCGGCGGCACGGAGCAUGGACGCGGUGCUGCUAGAGCACUUCCCCGGGGGCCUGGACGCCUUCCCGUCUCCUUACUUUGACGAGGAGGACUUCUUCACCGACCAGUCCUCUCGGGACCCGCUGGAGGACGGCGAUGAGCUGCUGGCGGACGAGCAGGCGGAGGUGGAGUUCCUCAGCCACCAGCUGCACGAGUACUGCUACCGCGACGGGGCGUGCCUGCUGCUGCAGCCCGCGCCCUCGGCGGCCCCGCACGCGCUCGCCCCGCCGCCCUCGGGGGGCCCCGGCGAGCCGGAGGACGGCGGCGGCGGCUACUGCUGCGACGGGCUGCGCUCGCACAUCCCCACGCUGCCCUACGAGAAGCGCCUCUCCAAGGUGGACACGCUGCGCCUGGCCAUCGGCUACAUCAACUUCCUCAGCGAGCUGGUGCAGGCCGACCUGCCGCUGCGCGGCGGCGGCGCGGGCGGCGGCGGGGGGCCGGGAGGCGGCGGGCGCCUGGGCGGGGACAGCCCGGGCAGCCAGACCCAGAAGGUCAUCAUCUGCCAUCGGGGCACCCGGUCCCCCUCCCCCAGCGACCCGGAUUAUGGCCUCCCUCCCCUGGCAGGACACUCCCUCUCAUGGACUGAUGAAAAGCAACUCAAAGAACAAAAUAUUAUCCGAACAGCCAAAGUGUGGACCCCAGAGGACCCCAGAAAACUCACCAGUAAAUCUCCCUUCAACAACAUAGAAAACGAACCGCCUUUUGAGUUUGUGUCCUGAGAAGCCCCAGACCCGCCUGAGGAUCUGAUUCUGUCUCUGUGCAUAUUGUACAUGUAAAUAUCAAUAAUGUAAUUUAAGAAUCACAUUUUUCUAAAGGCAAUCAACUGUUUGUUAUUUAUCUAUUUAUUAUCCUGUCGAGUUAAUGAAAUAGACGAUCUCUUUUUAAGUAUAUAAUUUAUAUAAUUUAUCCUGAUUUUCUGAAAAUAUGCAAUAGCCUGUGAUUUCCCCCCCCCCAGCACCUUUGGCAGAACUCUGCGUUGUUGGAAGAACUCUGGCCGGACAACUUCAUGCUAAUUUAUUGCCAGAUAUGGUUUAUUUCUAAGCGAUGUUAAUAAAUGCUAUUUACACUUUU
Molecule: messenger RNA, 1267 nt
Organism: Herpailurus yagouaroundi (jaguarundi)
Lineage: Eukaryota; Metazoa; Chordata; Mammalia; Carnivora; Felidae
Gene: PTF1A
Product: pancreas associated transcription factor 1a
Exons: 3
Coding region: 175-915 (246 amino acids)
Biological process (GO): developmental process; regulation of transcription by RNA polymerase II
Molecular function (GO): DNA-binding transcription factor activity, RNA polymerase II-specific; RNA polymerase II transcription regulatory region sequence-specific DNA binding; protein dimerization activity
Source: RefSeq, a predicted model, not a curated record